AGACGACCAAGAUGUAUUUCCCAACGCUCUUCUGCGCCCUCACAACCCUUACCAUCGCCGCCGCUGUCCCCGUCGCAGCGGGAAGCUCAAUGACUACGCCUACUCCCACACAAGCCAUCGUGGAUCCGUCGGAGGCUUACCCCGUGGAUUACCCUUGGAUGACACCAGUGGGUGCGUACCAGUGCCCACAAGAGCAGGUCAAGCGAUGCUGCAUGUCUCUUGAACAGACAUCACGCAUGCUCAUCGACGGCGUUGGAGAACUUUUUCCGGUUGUGAAUGGCCUCUCUAUUAGCUCGCAGAUCUCGUUCCAUUGCAAGGAUAUGGCCGAUGGCGUUGACCCUAACACGUGUAACCAGAAGGGAUAUGCCCCGAUGUGCUGCAAUUCCGGGGGCGGAAGUACCGGAGCCGAUGGUUGCAAGCCCUUUGAAGAAGUCAAGGAGAAGUACUACAAGUCCUUCGGAUACAACAAGGACGACCAGUCUCAAGCAGACUAUAUCAUGGAGGCGGUCUCAUAAUUGAAGAGAUCUUUUUCAGCACUGGAUGCUGCGAUCGUAUUCUCCUGGAUUGCCUAGACGUAUCUUUGGGUUGGAGAUACUUCUUUCGUCGGGGAAGUACAAGAUGGUAUUGACGGUCUAUUUUGUUUUUUUGUCCCUUCACUGAAUAUUAGUCUGGCA
Messenger RNA from Penicillium brasilianum, 674 nucleotides. NCBI's taxonomy places the organism in Eukaryota, Fungi, Ascomycota, Eurotiomycetes, Eurotiales, Aspergillaceae. The record is from the annotation of a GenBank genome assembly.